Molecule: messenger RNA, 1982 nt
Organism: Alexandromys fortis (reed vole)
Lineage: Eukaryota; Metazoa; Chordata; Mammalia; Rodentia; Cricetidae
Gene: Actl6a
Product: actin like 6A
Exons: 14
Coding region: 481-1614 (377 amino acids)
Biological process (GO): nervous system development; regulation of transcription by RNA polymerase II; chromatin remodeling
Cellular component (GO): SWI/SNF complex; NuA4 histone acetyltransferase complex
Molecular function (GO): chromatin binding
Source: RefSeq, a predicted model, not a curated record
UCCUUCCGGUCCCCGUACGGGCCACGGCCUCCCCGUCCCUUCGGACCCGGAGCUCGCGCGCAGUGGGCUCCCGGUGACGGCCUCGAGGGAGGGUCUUGUCGCUUCUUGCACCCGGGACUUCGGGACCGGCGGGCUCUGAUGGCAGUCACCGGGCACGCAGGGUCCCUCGCCGUACCGGUUCCGCCGCGCGUUCGUCCCCGGCAGCUCGCGGAGCUUCCGGGCCCUCGGGUUGGGCACUGGGUGCGAGUCGUACUCGGUGUUGCGGCUGCUGCUCCCGAUCCUGCAGCAGCUGCUACAGACUAGACCUCGCUGCUGGUGUGUCCCGUGCCUAGAUGAUCGGAGCGCUGAGAUGAAGUUGGCGCCCUUGUUUUCGACAUUGGAUCAUAUACAGUGAGGGCUGGCUAUGCUGGUGAGGACUGCCCCAAGGUGGAUUUCCCCACGGCCAUUGGUGUGGUGUUGGAGAGAGAUGAUGGAAGCACCAUGAUGGAAAUAGAUGGUGACAAAGGCAAACAGGGCGGCCCCACCUACUACAUAGACACCAAUGCCCUCCGCGUGCCCAGGGAGAACAUGGAAGCCAUCUCACCACUCAAGAAUGGCAUGGUUGAAGAAUGGGAUAGUUUCCAGGCCAUUCUGGAUCAUACUUAUAAGAUGCAUGUCAAAUCUGAAGCCAGCCUGCAUCCUGUUCUCAUGUCGGAAGCACCGUGGAACACCAGGGCCAAGAGGGAGAAGCUGACAGAGCUGAUGUUCGAGCACUAUGGCAUCCCUGCGUUCUUCCUGUGCAAGACUGCGGUUUUGACGGCAUUUGCUAAUGGUCGGUCUACUGGGCUGAUUUUGGACAGUGGAGCCACCCACACCACAGCAAUUCCAGUCCAUGAUGGCUAUGUCCUUCAACAAGGCAUUGUGAAAUCCCCUCUUGCUGGAGACUUCAUUACCAUGCAGUGCAGAGAACUCUUCCAGGAGAUGAAUAUAGAACUUAUUCCUCCAUAUAUGAUUGCAUCAAAAGAGGCUGUUCGGGAAGGUUCUCCAGCAAACUGGAAAAGAAAAGAAAAGUUGCCCCAGGUUACAAGGUCUUGGCACAAUUACAUGUGCAAUUGCGUCAUCCAGGAUUUUCAAGCUUCAGUUCUUCAAGUGUCAGACUCCACCUACGAUGAACAAGUGGCUGCGCAGAUGCCAACUGUCCACUACGAAUUCCCCAACGGUUACAACUGUGAUUUUGGUGCAGAACGGCUAAAAAUUCCUGAAGGAUUAUUUGACCCUUCCAAUGUAAAGGGAUUAUCUGGGAACACGAUGCUGGGAGUCAGUCAUGUCGUUACUACAAGUGUUGGAAUGUGUGACAUUGACAUCAGACCGGGUCUCUACGGCAGUGUGAUUGUAGCAGGAGGAAACACGCUAAUACAGAGUUUCACCGACAGGCUAAAUAGAGAGCUUUCUCAGAAAACUCCCCCAAGCAUGCGGUUGAAACUGAUUGCAAACAACACGACGGUGGAACGGAGGUUUAGUUCAUGGAUUGGAGGCUCCAUUUUGGCAUCUUUGGGCACCUUUCAGCAGAUGUGGAUUUCCAAACAGGAGUAUGAAGAAGGAGGGAAGCAGUGUGUAGAACGAAAAUGCCCUUGAGGGCUCCACCCUGCCUGCCGCCACCUCAUGUCUGUAGCUUUAGUACACUCAGGAAAAGACGACCAUCUUUUGUAGAAUGUUUAUACAUGUUUGCAUAUUUCAAUGUCCACUUAAAUUUUUUAAGGCUUUAACUGGCUCUAUAAAUUAAAAUGAGUUUGUGCUUUCCUUGAAAUGCACUUAUUCUUAUUACAGGCAUUUUAUAAUUUUGUAUGAAUGUCUAUUUUCUCUAAAUAUUUUGCUUUCAGUAAGUACUUUCCAGCUCUCCUGUGGGUUGGUGGAGUUACUUUUUAUUGACUAGUAAAAGUCACUGCCUAUGCUUUUUGCCUUAGGCUUACAAAACUAAAUAAAAAUCACCACCUGUCCUAGAA